GCAAUUUAAAAAGACGAAAUACGUUAAACCAUCGCCACUAUUUGUAAAGAAGGUGAGCCCAAAUUUUUCGAGAUCUUAAAAAUAGUUGAGACUUCAGUUUCUGAGCUAAACUACUUAUAAGGAAAUCAAUAAUUUUUAAAAAAUGCUCGAAAUUGUACCUCUCACAUAACAAUACAUUAAAUAUUGGAAGAAUGAAGUACAUCGAAUACUGGAGAAAAGCAUGGGGUGCGCCUAGGACCUUGAUCCUGGAUUGGGAAUGACAUGUUGCAGGGGAACCUAAACCAUGGGGUAUCAUGCUGACAAAUUCAGUUGCCUGAAUGUGCAUAUUGCCAAACGAUUUUUCUGUCGUCGUAAAAACUGUUCAAACUAUUGGUUAAUUGCGUAAUAUUAAUAACAAAACAAGGAAAUCAAAAUUAAUAUUGAAUUCUUCUGAUUCCUAAUCAACCACAAAUAAGGAAAAGAGAACAGUUGACAUUAUGCAGUUAUUGAAAAUAAACCAUUGUAUAUGUUAUUAUUAUAGGAGUUAUUAGUGCCAUAAUGUAGUAAUGUUGAGAAACAAUCCAAAAUGAAAAUCUUUUUGUUAUUGGUGUUUGUGUUACUAUUUUGUCGUGAUAUGAGUUUGACUGCACAAGAUUAUCAUGAAAAAUAUGUUAUUUUAUGUUCAAAUUAUCAUUUGCACAAAAAAGAGAAUAUUAAUUUUGAGGAAUCAUUCUUGGACGUAGCCGAAAGUUUCGGUUACAAACUGAAAAGAGUGACAAGUAAUUGUGAUUUAGCAGAGACACUUAAAUACAGUGAGUUUUACAGGAACAGCGUUGUUAUCAAUUUUAACCUCAUUGAUUUUGGCAAUGCGAUCGAAGUUAACAAACUUGGCAGUUACGAUGGAAACAUAAUCGUGGAAUACUAUGACAAAUUAAACAAUAGCAUAUGCGAAUAUAAUAGUAAAAAUAAUCAAACAGAUAUGUAUGGAAGAAAUUGCAGUGGUCCUGCUUUUAAUGCCAAAAACAAAAUAUUUGUAGGCUCGAUAGAAGAGAAUACAGCUCUUUUUAAUGUUUUUAGAGCUAUCACAGACAAACAUAUAAAAGUUAAAAAUAAUUUUAGAAAUAUUUUACUCUGUUCAGAUAUAUGCGACUCAUAUAUUAUUAAUACACAAUUUCAUAUAAUUUGUGAACAAUGUGAUAAGGAAUUCGAAUGCGAUAACAAUACUAUAGCGAUUGUUGCGCCAACGCCUGAAAAAGUAAAAGUACCAUUUAACGAAAAUAUACCGAUUAUAUUUUAUGAUACUUUUUAUAUGGAAGAAGAUUUCGGAGAAGAUACAGAUGUAUCAAUAUAUGACUAUGAUACUAGUACCACUUCAAUACAUUGGAAAGCACUCUCGACUAUGACAAUUGAUGUCAUAAACAGUCGCAUUUGGGAAAGAAUCGCCGUAAUAUCAGAUGAUUCUGCGUUAAGUAAGAUAUUAAGAAAUGAUCUUAUAGAAAACUUUGUAAAGAAGUCCGUUUUAUUCGCGAUACGAAAAUGUUCAGAAGUGGAUGAGUUCAAAAAGACACUUAUACUAUUCAAGGAAGUAAGAGCACCAAUAAUUAUUGUCUACGUAGCUAAACGUAACUUAGGUAAGUUCAUAAGAAGUGCUCAAGAAGUGGAAAUGGCCAAAGAUGAUGUUAUCUGGGUAUUCCCAGGAUACAAAGAAAAUGAUAUAAAGGGAUUUAAGUACGCUACUUUUAUAUACUGUAAACCCGAGUAUGAAGUAGCGCUGUCAAUAGUGAUCCAUAAAUAUAAGAGAGCUUUCGGUAACGAAGAUAAAUUCAGAAAGUAAGUC
Messenger RNA from Amyelois transitella, 1816 nucleotides. RefSeq lists its product as uncharacterized. NCBI's taxonomy places the organism in Eukaryota, Metazoa, Arthropoda, Insecta, Lepidoptera, Pyralidae. The transcript has 5 exons. Bases 566 to 1813 code for a protein of 415 amino acids. The record is from RefSeq and is a predicted model, not a curated record.